Molecule: messenger RNA, 6451 nt
Organism: Coregonus sp. 'balchen'
Lineage: Eukaryota; Metazoa; Chordata; Actinopteri; Salmoniformes; Salmonidae
Source: the annotation of a GenBank genome assembly
AUGGCUGUCUUUGUGUUGUCCUUCCAGCAGGCCAAUGAAGCCCUGCAUCACCAGCACCAGGUGGCCCAGAACAGCUUGCUGCCUCUCCUCCAGUCAGGAGGACCUGAACCUGUGGACCAGAAGCCUGUGAUGCCCAUCCUCCUGGACCAGAAGCCCCCGGUCAGCGUCGCUGAGCUCCUCAAGGACAAUGUGGCCAGUGGGACGGGAGGAGGAGGAGGAGGCGGCGGUGGUCCCGUUGCUGUGGUGAAGAAAGAGCCCAAGUCCAAAACGCCUUUCAUCUGCGGCUACUGCAACAAGGCCUUCCGGGACAGUUACCAUCUCAGACGGCAUGAGUCCUGCCACACGGGCGUCAAGAUGGUGUCUCGUCCCAAGAAGACACAGACGGCGCCCACCAUGGUGCCCAUGAUCUCCACCGUGCCGCAGCGUGAGAACAGCGGCGGCCAGCCCUCUUACAUCUCCACCAUCGCUGGCAUCCUCACCACGGCAACCACCUCGGCCUCCACGGGCUCCAGCAUCAUGUCUCCCACAAUGGUGCCCCAGCAUCAGCAGCAUCAACAACAGCAUCAUCAUCAGCAGCAGCAGAGCCAGCCCAAGAAGCCUGCCAAGCCUGUGAAGAAGAACCACGGCUGUGAGAUGUGUGGCAAGGCCUUCCGUGACGUCUACCACCUGAACCGUCACAAGCUGUCCCACUCAGACGAGAAGCCCUUCGAGUGCCCCAUCUGCCAGCAGCGCUUUAAGAGAAAGGACCGCAUGACCUACCACGUGCGCUCGCACGACGGGGGCGUUCACAAACCUUACAUCUGCUCUGUCUGUGGGAAGGGCUUCUCCAGGUGCGUGACGCAGUUCAACUUACUCAAGUUUCCCUUUUCCAGUCCACUUGUCCAAAAUGUUGAGUAGUCCAGAAUGUUAUUGUCCAUAGUACAUGAUAUUGUAAUUGUCAAUGCAUUCUGAGAGAGAAUUUAUUAUGUGUAAAGUUGUUUGGAAUUUCACAUUUCUUACAGUUAUCAUGGCAGUGUGAAGGGGAACCCCUUUUCACUGCUUCCAUUUCAAUGGGCCCCAAAUAUAUUUCCUGAUUGUGGGGGGAAAGCAAGAGGGGGGGCAAUAUUACAACUUUCCAAAAGUCGUCUUUAUUCAGAAUCUGAUACAGUUAUGUACAGGAUACGACUAUGUUGUAGAAGAAGAAGAAGCCUAACUGACAGUAAAAAAAAAAAAGCAUAAAGUGCUACGAGGGCAGAUUGUUUUGUGGGGCUGCACCUGCUGAAGACUGUCAGAUGCAGCCCUAGAUGAAUAUGAUCUGGAUGAUGGCAUACAAGUCCAUGGUGGGCUUGGUUGGGUAAAAACAUUCCACUUGAAAUUGAUAUUCAGUGCAGUAGCCAAAAAAUGUGAAGGUGUGAUGAAUUGUAAUUUUGGAAAUCCCCACGUGUUGGAAUGUAAUUGAGUUGAAUUGGACUGGUUAAUCAGUCUCAAUUGAUAAGAAGUUAGGAACAAUGCUUUGCAUACUAGUAUGUUUCCACUAUGAUGCUUUAAUAAACAUAGCCAGAAGGUAUAUUAUGUACAAUUUCCACUUUGAAUGAAAUUCCCCAAGCAAAGAACAAAGGGUGGAGUAUAAUUUAAAUGCCUAAAAUCCCAUACCCACGCAGCUUCUGUUCAGACCCUAGUACUGGCUCAUGACAUGCAAGCAGUGCCCCACCAUGUAUAUAAACAGUAUCUGGAGCUUUGCGUGCGUCACAUAGUAGUCCCUCGUGUCCCCCCUCUCAGGGAUGUCAGCACGGGACAGGGAGACGGCUGCAGGGGCCAGACAGCACCAGAAGAGAUGGUCCUGGGUCUCCAGUGUCACUCCUGCAGCUCCCAAGGCCAAUGGUAGUGUUCUGACUCACUGACUGGUCUGAUUUCUAAUCAUUGAUUUAGCUCCCCUCCCUUUUGUUAUUUGUAAUGUUGGAGAGUACAUGUCUCUUCACCCCAACCCCUUCAGACAUCAUAAAGUUGUCAGUAAAUAGGGCGGUGUGUUUCUGAGCUAAAUUAUUAGCAACUAGCGAAGUGAAGGAUAUUGUAUCAUAACUACAGUGACUUGGUAACAAAUCGUACUCUUGUGCGGCUAGAGGUGCAUGUUCAUUUUCACGCUUAGCAGUCCUGAAAAAGGCCAUUCCCCUCUUCUUAAACGAAGGAGUGUUGUGUGGGAGAGGAGGGGAGAUAUGAGCUUUUCAGCUCCACUGCACUCCUGAGGAGAUGGGAUUGGACUCCUGCUCGCCAUCACGAAAAGCUUGCUAGUGAGAAACGGCCUCCUUAGAGACAUUUUCAAGCCACCCUCUCCUCCUUUGUUGGAGGGGAAUUCUCUGGUUGUGUUUAUCCAGUAGCAACAUUUCACUAGUACGGCUUAGUGAGGGCAGAGGAGGAGAACUGAGAGACAGACAGCUGUGGUUGCCAGAUAAUUCUGUCAUGUUGUAGAAUAGAGUUCUAGCUAGAUUUUUGAAAUGUGUCAAUUUAUUUGGUGUGGCUCAAUUUAAUAACUCUCUGGUCUUGUUGCAAGAACAUAGAUGAUUACUUUGGGAGAAGGAAUGCGUUUGGGAGGGUGUAGUAGAGGAUUGAUGCGCUAAUAGCUUGUGUCCCAUGGGUCAAAUAUGGCCCGCCAUGAGACUAACAUUCAUUACAUAAAUAAAACAUCCACAGUAAUAGCCUUCAAUAUAAUUAGCAUCAUUUAACUAUUAAGAUAUGACAGUGGGUUCGGAGAGAAUUUGUCAUUUGCCUGCGACCUUUUGUUGGCCCAUUUUGUUAAUUGAAUCGUGUGUCAAACGGUAUAGUAGUGUGUGUGCAGCUACUGUCAGUGUAUGGAGUGAAUGAUAAAACUACCUGUAUUGUAGCUACUAUACCAGGUUUUAAAAUGCCUGUGUUGUUCUGUGUGUCCUCUCUCCCCCUGCAGGCCUGACCAUCUAAGCUGUCACGUGAAGCAUGUUCAUUCCUCAGAGAGACCCUUCAAAUGCCAAGUAACGGUAAGAAGCCAGGCAUCCUCCUCCGGGACUCCACCCUCCCUGUUUAUGUUCACACUCCUAUCCCACACAUUCACUCCUGGUUUGUUGGAUUAAGGAUGAGAUUAUUACGCUAUCUCCCAAUUGUAAAAUAGUAUAAAAUAUUUAAUCUCUCAUGAGUCUUCAAGAUGCAGACAUGUCUACAGUGUACACCUUCAAGACAGAUUGAGUGAGAUUGUAUCUCCUCUAAUAUCCUCCUCAUUGUCCCUGUAUACCUCCCCAGGCCUGUACCUCUGCUUUCGCCACCAAAGACCGCCUGCGCUCCCACAUGAUCCGACACGAGGGCAAGGUGACCUGCAACAUCUGUGGCAAGAUGCUGAGCGCCGCCUACAUUACCAGCCACCUGAAGACCCACGGCCAAGCCAGCUUCAACAACCCCUGUAAUAAAGGUACGCCACUCUCUCCUCCUCCUCCAUCCCUCCCACUCUCCCAUCAGCCACACCUAUCCUGGGGUCCUCCAGACCUAGGUAUUCAAUCGUAUUUGUUUUCUUAAAAUGACUUUAGGUACUUAUUCCAAUUUGGAAGUCGCUCUGGAUAAGAGCGUCUGCUAAAUGACUUAAAUGUAUUCCGUCCCUGUCUUUACGCUGAAAGCACCCCAGGCAUUGUUGUUUUGUGGUCUACUAUACGCGAAAGGCAUGCUCCAAGCACGUUGUCAGGUUUGUCGUCAUGGGUGUGUUCAUUCCGAAGAUUCUGUUGCUAAACGGUUCUUAAAUGGAAGCAAGCUGAAUUAAAUGUGGAGGGACCUACCUGAAUUUGUCCAAUAGAAACUCUCGUUUUGAUCUCUUUGGUUCUUAAAUGUCUAAUGGUUUCCGUAAUGAAUACACCCCAGGUUUCUGUAGUUGUCAGAGUUAAGAUUUUUCUCCAGUCACGAAAUCAUAAGAGUGGAGAGUGACCCAUGUCCGGCUGUAUUUGAUUCCAGUAUAUUUGGGUCAGGAUAAAGAAUGUUUAGGAAUAUGCCUUCUUUAUAUUGGCCUUUUUCAUGGACAUUCAUCUCCUUCUGUGCAGCACCACAACAAACUGACUUACAGAUUCAAAUGUACUACACAACAGUCGACAACUGACAAGGACAGUGUCUUUACCACUCAUUGAUGGAUUCAUAUCAUGAUAAUGUCAGUUUUCUGGGGCCCACCCGCAGGCCAGCCCGGUCUGGUUUGCCAGUUGUUUACAUGUGUGGUGGGGUUGACAAGUAUCUCUGCUGACAGAAAUGGAUAGCCUGUAGCAAGAAAUCUGUUAUGAGAUGGUCUAAAUUUAAAGGGCUUUGCGCGUUCAAUUAAUUUGACGCACAUAGCAAACUAGUACAGCAAUAUAAGUCAUUCAAAUGCAAUAUGUGACCCGACCAAAUAAAUAAUGUAUAUCCUCUCAUUAAGUGUUGAUGGGUCUGUGUGUGCAGUUUUCAGACUGUGGGUAUCUUGUUUGUCUGUCAGCUGUUGAAAUUGAGGUUUAUGAUGUCUGCUCUCUUGUUGGUUUGUCAAACUUCCACUCACUUAUGGGUGUUAAAGUCCAGUUUGGAAGAAUAACAUCACUCUGACGCAUGUUUCAUAGGAUUGAUCAUUCUAAAAUAGCAAGGGCUAUUGUUCAGCAAACCCUAGUCAUUUUACACAAUGGGUAUGCAUACAUUAUACAACAAAUCUAAUUUUUGUCCCCACCAGCUACGACGCGCUAUAAACAUUGUAGUACUUGGUAUAUGAUUGGCUGUUCGUGUAUCUAACCCAAUGACCUGUGCCCCCCUCACCCCUAUGCCCUGCUGCAACCCCUGGCACGCAGGCCCGAAUGAUGCCCUAUCCCAAUCAGUCCUGUCAAUAAAUGUAACCCCUAUCUGUCUGUAUCUCUGAAUAGGGCUAAGUGACUGGCAGUGGAACCACCACUCAGGGAUACGAAAAGGUAAUCUAGUAAUUCAAGCUGAAACCCAUCCCGAUCCCAACCCCUCCAAAUUUGUAGCUGUAUACUUACUUAUGCAUUGAAGUGGCCCAUUUUCCACUACAGAUCUGUCUUCUAGCCUAGCUUGUGUAGUGGUAUUCCAACCAAGUCGUUGCAGAUGUUUUUGUGUGUUAUGGUUAUUCAGGUAUCAGGGUUUUAUUUCAUUAAGCCGGAUCAAUAAGUUAGCUAGCCAAAUAACUUUGAUAAACCUUAAAUUACAACUCAGAAGGUUUAAGUGGAAUAUGGGUUGUUGAAGGUAUUGAGUUAAUUAUACCAUACCAUUUCAAGUUGACUAUAGUAUGAAAUAAAGUGUUUCUGAAUAUUAGCUGAAAGUUAGCUGGCUAGCACAUUGAUCCUGCUUUUUGAAUUGCCCCCUCAGGUGAGUUGACGGUAGGAGAGAUCUUAAAUAACUCGUUCCAAGUCCUUAUGGACAUCUCUCGUUUUCAAGGUAGGUUCAUAAGAAUCCUACCAUUGUUUUAUCAUGUCUAAUCAUUUUAAUGUGUGUGUGUGUUGCAGUGAAUCAAACCUCUGCCCCUCUAACCCUGUGGAGCUUGGGGUUGUCCUAAAUGGUUUGUAAGGAACGAUCAUCCAGCUCAUUCUGUCUUUAUUUGGCUCCUUCCCUCCCUCUCGUCUUUCCUCAGACUCUAACAACGUGCACAACUCUGGCUCGGCGACGCCCGUCACCAACUCUGCCGCCAUCACCUCGGCGAUGAACCGCGGCAACGCCAGCAACCCGGUAACCAUCGCCGCCCAGAUGAACAUCACCACCAGCACGGUCAACAUCACCUCUCCAAUCAACCUGCAGCACCCAGUGACCAUCACCGGGCCCAUGAAUAUAGCCCACCCUGUGGCCAUCACCUCUGGGAUGCCCAUGAAUAUAACCGGGCCGCUCAACAUCGCCAUGCGGCCCAUGGAUAGCAUGCCUUUUCUCUCCCAGGUCCUGCCUUCCUCCCCUCCCUGGUAGUAACCCCUUCCCUGGCCCCUGGUUAGCAUCUCUUUAUCAACCCCUCCCACCUCUCUCCUUCUACCCCCAAACCUCCUCUUCCUCCCUUACUUUAGCAGACCUUCCUCCUUACCAGGAGUACUAUAGAUGAUGUUGUAGAGCUGAGGUGUAGUAUGGGGGGCUAGCUGGACGCUGUACCCGUCUGUCUGCAGCAUGAUGAGAGGUGGACUGCCAGCCCCUGUAGAUGCGGCCAGCCCCUGUAGAUGCGGGUGCAUUUGAUUUUCCUUUUAACCGCCGGUAGGAGGACAGUCCUGGAAGUCAUGUGAAGUCUCAAAAGGAGGAAUGGAGCUUUUGAAUGAUGCACCAAGUGGAUGCCUGACGUAAACAAACUACGAGUUAUGCCUCGCCUCUUGCGUCAGAACAUACCUGCACAUUUGGCAUUGGAAUGAAACUGUAACAGAAAUGUAUUGCUGGUAUUAAUGUUUUUAAAUGCUUUCUUACAGAGCAGAUGGUUUUUAUAUUUGUUUUCCUUUGUUAUUAUUAUUAUAGCCUGCUAAUCAGUAUUUAA